GCCAAACCCGGCCGGUUUAUCCUCGUGGUUGAACAAUCAUGAUUCACUGAAUGAAUACAUUGUUUGUCCUCAGAAAUUUAUUUCCCAUAAAGCGAUUUUGUGCCAUAAAUCUCGCCCGACGACAUAUUUUUCCGAGAGAGGUUGCCAGAACAAUCGUUUGCUUUCCUAAGUCACACUUACCAAGCAUCAAAAACCAUAGUUUCAAGUCAAUAUUUUCUGUUGGUGGAAAAGCAACAAUGUCUGAUUGUGGCGCCGAAAAUUCAAGCAUUUUGGAUAAUCUACGGAAAUCUGUAAAAGAACAGGUAUGUAACAUUCUUUAAAUUUUGGGGGGCUGAAAUAUUACGUGUUCAGGUGUUUAUUUUACCUUGUAUCAAGUAUUACACAUGUAAACAGCCGUACUGAUGUAGACGAAAGAGCAGCUGGUACGCUACGUUCCAUAAGCUUACUCCCACAUUCCGAAUUUCCAGCGGAAGUGGAAUUUUGUAAUUACAGAAACCAUAGGGUGUGCAAGUAUUGUUUCCUUUAUAUUAUCUCUUAUUAUGUUUAUUUUUGCUGAUUACCAGGCCUGUGUGUCAAUUGCAUCACCCUCUAGCACAGGCAACCCAAGCUUCUCCCAGUAACCACUAAGCUUAGGCUGCCUGUACCCAGAACUCAACCCAAGAUGGAAAGAUUUAACCUUCCCAAUGGUCCCAAUGGUGACCAACAUUAGGGACUGGUCAAAAAGUAUAGCGGGGGGUGGGCCGGAGCAGAGAGGGGGUGGGUCAUGAGGUUUUGAGCGUUGCGCAAGGGGUGGGUCGUGCAAUUUUCAGCUACCCUUAGGGGGUGGGUCACCCUAUUUUUUACUAACUACUAACGAGACAGUUGACUACACUUGUUAUAUAAAACACAGCCAACUGGAAUUAUUGCUAAAAUACUCACAAACCUGUUGUGCGAGAAAAUACAAAGGUUGACAGGCCGCACAUCUAUACGGGCGUGGAACCCUCUGUGAACCGUUUUUCUUCUUUUUUGUAAGGAAAUGAUUGGUGGUUCUUUAAAAAUUUAUUGAAGUUAUAGUUGGUUUUGUGUAAGAUUCCAUUUUUUCAUUCAAGCUUCCUUUAUAGUAGACACUGAGAGCUGGUAUUGUGUCACGAAUGGCAAUAUUUCUUUUUCCUCCUUGUUGUUUUGUUUUAGGAGUUGAGACUCCCUUUUGUGAAUUUUAUUUCUGAUAGUAGGUUUUCAAUCAAAGAUAGGGGGCACCCAACGAGAAUAUACUUCUAAACCAAUUUAAACAUUAGAUAUAGGCAUAUUUUUAUCCCCUAAAAAUUUUCCAUCUGUUUGGAUCUCCUAGCUGAAAGUCUAGUGAUACGAAAAUUAUAGGGAUCAAAAAAUUGGCAAUUAUACCGUUUUUUUAGAUGUUCGAAAAUCCUUGGAGGGGCAGACAAACAAGAAGUUUUACAACAAAAUAAUGUUCCGACAAUUCUAGAUCUCAAAUCGUCUUUCAAACAGUUAUUUUCCGAAAAUUGACGUUGGGUGCCCCUGAAAGAUUGUGGGUAGCCUCCGUCCAUCAAGCGUUUUUUUUUUUUAAAUUUGAAUUAUUUUCCUCAAAGGUUGUUUCUGAGGAGUUUUUUCGUAGGAUUCUUAAGGCUUCUCCUUUGACAAAUUCUUUUUUUAACAUUUGGAGGGUGACACGAGGUGAAAUGUGUGUGCAAGAAGCUUUCCGUUUGUUUAAAAUGUGUCUUUGCAUCAAGGAUAGAUUUUUCCUUGAAUCUUGUGCCUUUGUAUAUAUCCGUGUCUAAAGACGCAGUCUCAGUGUCGAAUGUUUCGGCCGUGAAUUCAUUAGUUGGGUGAUGUAAGCUUGCUUGUUCAAUGAAGGCUUCGAUGUCUGGUUUACUCAUGUCCCAUAGGGAAAAGAUAUCGUGUAUGUGGCAUUUUCAAACUGUUGUUCUAAAGAUAGUUUUGCUUAGAGUUGUUGUUUCAAUAUAUGUCAUGAAAACAUUGGCAAAGGAAUCAAAACUGCUGUCUUUGUGCCCAUUGCAGUUCCAUGGUUUUGCAGGUAGUGCUUUCCACUGAAGUGGAAGAAAUUUUCUUUGAGGAUUAAUCUAAGCAUUUCGGGCAAGUAAUGUGUAGGAAUGGGUUGUCUUUGUUGAAAUUGUGAUUUUGUGAUUGUGAACUGUGAUUUUGAUAUUGGUUGUAGCAGUGUAUCAACAAAUUUUGUGAAGCACAGAACAAGAGGAAACCGAACAUCCAUAUUUUAACUAGGGGGUGGGUCAUGCAAUUUCCAACCUUGCUUUAGGGGUGGGUCAGUCAUUUUUGUGCCGAAGGGAGGGGGUGGGUCAUGUGUUUUUUAUCAACCACAUUUCCAAAUGCUCCGCCCACCCCCCUAUACUUUUUGACCAGUCCCUUAAGUGCAACAGCUUUAUUGCCACUCGGCCAUGAAAACCCACAUACUUAUCAUAGUUAUACUGUAAUAGACCCGUUGAAGCUGGGGUUCAUGUGGCCCUCCAAGUUAGCAUACAAACCUAAAAAUACUAGAGGAAAAAAGGGUCUCCCGAAUCUUCUGUACCAUUUAAAAUGUACUGCCUUUGCUUGUAGGGAAGUAUCAAGAACAGUGGGGAAAAUAUGCACAUUUAUGUAUUAAUGGAUUUAAGAUGAAACCUGUCACAUGACUGUAUGUAUUGCAGUGGUGUCCAAUUUUUUCUUCAAAGAAACUGGCAAAAACUUAGAAAAGGAUUUUUUACCUUUUUCAUAAGGACAAAAGAAAAUCAAACCUUUGCUUUUUACAUAAGUGGUACCAAUGCAUCUAGUUAAAAGGAAUGUGUGAGACAAAUAAUAUUAUUUUCAAGGAGGUUUGAGUUAACAGGGUUUUUUUUCUAAUUUUCUUAUAGGGUGAUUUGGUCCGAAAGCUAAAAGACGAAAAUGCUCCAGCAAAUGACCUUGAAGUUGCUGUAAAAGAGCUCAAAGUCAGGAAAAAGGCUCUUGAGACCAAGGUAACAAGCUAAUUUUCAGUUAAACCUGUGACAGGUAUCCUUCUUCCCUUGUUCUUUGAGAGAUUUGCCAUUUGCUUAAAAAAAAGAACACCUGAUCGCAGGUUAGUUUUCAGUCAAUUAUUAUUUUAAUGCAAUGGAAUCUUUCACCUUUUUUAUGAAGAUACCAACCUGUUUGAGGAGUUGAUAACAAAACGCACCUGCCUUUUAAAUUUUAUUUUACAGGAAAAAGAGCUAGCCCCAAAACAGGAGAAGUUUGACAGAGCUAAAUUAGAGGACUUGUUGAAAAGGCGGUUCUUUUUUGUUCCUUCUUUCGAAAUCUAUGGAGGUAGGCAAGUACAUACCUGCCAACCCCCAGAGAUCUAAAAUCUGGAGACUCUCUAUUUUGCAUUACACCCCCCGAAUGUCAACAGCACCAACACCCCCACUCCCCCCCACUGCACCAACAAAUUGCCUUAGGACAUUAUAUGACAUCUUACAUGACGUACAUGGGAUCAAAAUGUGCUUUCAUCAUUGUAAUGACGAACUAAUCUUUGUCAUUGACUAAACAUGUGCAAAAAUGUCCCAGAAACUGUACAAUGAAUUAAAAAAGUUCGAAGUUUGUGAAAAAAUGGACUAAAUUUCAAACUAAGCACAGAAAUGCUCAAAAGUCCAUUUUAUUCAGGAGCUUUGGUGCUCUAACCGGGAGAUCGGGAGAUUUGAUGAAAAACUUGGAGACUCCCGGGAAAACCGGGAGAGUUGGCAGGUAUGCAAGUACUAGGUGCUUAUUUGUAUUCAUCUGUAUCCUUAUUUCAAACAGUGAUUUUGCUAUGCUACUAUUUUUAAUUGCUCUCUUUUUUGCUUUUUUCCAGGUGUAGCUGGUCUGUAUGAUUAUGGCCCAUCUGGCUGUGCCAUGGAGGCAAACAUGAUAAACAUUUGGAAGUCACACUUUGUUCUAGAAGAACAGAUGUUGGAAAUAAGAGCAUCUCUACUUACACCUCAUCAAGUUCUUAAGUAAGUUAUAUUUACAGAUAGUACAGAGAGACUACUCAGUUAAGUUAUAUCCUCUUGGAGAACUGCAGUGCUGUUAUCCAUAUGGGAUCAAAUCACUGCCUACUCUUUUAACCCUUUAAGCCUUAAGGUCAAAAUUAAAAUUCUCAUUUGUCACGCCUAUUCAUUUACUAUAGAAGUAGUGGGGAGAAGUUGAUAAAAUAUCAAGCAAAUACAUCUUGCGUGAUCUUGUCCUCAAAUUCUCUUGACCACUCUAUUUUACAAAACAUUGCUAUUACAAGGAGAAAUUUGAUGCUGAUCACUCUUAGGGCUUAAAGUGUUAAACCAUACAAAAAAUAUAUUAUUUAUAAGAUGAUGACAUGAGGAGUUGUCUUGUCCGUCAAGGGCUCACAAUAAUCCUUAACUCUCUCAUUGCCCAGUUUACUGACCAGCUUUAUUUACGUCUGAUAAUCUAGUUGUUAUGAUCAAAUUUCCUCAUUUUCUCUGGUUGCAGAGCUUCAGGUCAUGUAGAUAGGUUUGCUGAUUUUAUGGUGAAAGAUGUCAAGACUGGUGACUGCUUUAGAGCUGAUCAUCUUCUAGAAGGUGUUUUGUUUUUAUUUUAUUAUUUAAUUCACAUUGAACUUUUAAUUAAAAAAGGAAACAGAGUAAAAAACACCUUAAUCUGGCCAAGGACACAACUGCUAAAGUUAACCCCUAGAUGUUCAGAUGGCUAUUGCCCAUUUUGUAAUUAAACUGGGUUGUUUUGACAUGAAAGCCCUUCUUUAAAAGUUGUACCUCAAAUUUAGAAAUAAAAAGCAAGGAAAUUUAAGCCUUUGAAAGUUGUAUUUUGAGCUGGAAAAUGUUUGCAAUAUUAAUUACCUAGUCAGACACUACUGCAUGACCCACAGUGAGCCUACAGAAUUAUACUAUUACAUACAUACUUUAUUGUUACCUCACCAAAGGGGCUUUUCAGGAAGAAUGAUUUUAUUACAUUAAUUAUUUGUAAUAACUAUUACUAAUUACAACACUUAGGGAGUUAGUGGGCAAAAAAGCCCGUAAGCAACGAAAGUAAGACAGCAGGCUUUACAAAAUACAUGUACAUGCAAAAAGAAGAACACUAAGGGCUAGUUAUUUAAACAGAGUCAAGCCUGUGUUUAACAAAACCACCUUCUCAGCCAUUCUCAGUUUGCCCAACACUUUUAUCUAAACAACAUUGUAUGCUCUAUUGAAAUUAAUUGUUGAAAAUAAAUUUUCAAUAGAGCAUAGACUGGAAAAGCACUAAUUUUCUUAAAUUAACGUUCUAAGAGAUCUAGAGGUCCACUGAUUUCUUAAACCAUGGCCUAAGUUAGACUUUGUUUAAAUAAAUGCCCCUAAAAGUUCAAUGUUGCAUUCGUUUUCUUUAAGGUCAUCUUGAAAAGUUGUUGGCUGAUAAGAAGCUGGAUGCUGAAAAGAGAAAGGAAUAUGAAAGUGUUAUUGGUCAGGUAAAGAUAGAAAUGAAUAAUUUAAAAUAAUGGUGAAAUAAAAUUAAUAUUAACUUGUUUGUUCAGGACUGGGAGAAAUGUCGUUUGCCAUGUUUAUUUUAAAAUUGGUGUUGCAAACUUAUUGUUUCAAGAACUCACACUGUGUCUUUUUAUAAUCAAUGUCAUUACAUACUAUGUUGCUUUUUAGAUUGACAACUAUGGAAUGAAAGAACUUGGCGACCUUAUCUCUAAAUAUGAUGCCAAGGCACCUGUGACUGGAAAUGACCUUUCCGACCCUGUGGAGUUUAAUUUGAUGUUUACAACUUCAAUUGGUCCCAGUGGGCUCAUUCCUGGGUAAGUUACAUUAUCUGUUCUUAAUUUUAUUUAUUUAUGGGUGAAGAGGUCAUUCCUGGGUGAGUGGAAUCAUCUUGAAGUGACUUCCAUAAUUAGUUUUUGUCCUUCUGCAAGAAAGGACAUCCUUAAAUUAGCAGGUUAGUCCUGUGUAUGGGUGCUUGUCCAUGAGUUUACAGGGUUACUUAUAGGUAAUCAGACUUGUCUGCGGGUAAGCUGUAAGUGGGUUCAUUACUGAGUGAGUGGGCUUGUCCCUGGGUUUGUUCUGGGUAAGAUUGCUGGUCCCUGGUUGAAUAGGGUCACCCAUGGGUAGAUGGGUUCAUUCCCAGGUAAGUGGGCCCAUCCUUGUGUAAACUGAUUCUACCCUCUGCAAGUGGUUCUAGCCCUACUAAUCAGGCUCCUUCUAUAGGGUAUGUGAGGUCAAUUCUGUGUUGAUGCAUAAAGGGGGCUUGCUCAAACUUUAGCCCCUUCUCUCUCUAGACAACCCUUGGAUACAAAGAUGGGGCUUUUUUUGUUGACAUACAUGGAUCUUUGUGUUUCUCUGAUUUUCUUCACCACUAGCCUCCUAAAGACAAAAAAACUUAAUACAAACUUAAUAUGAAGGAGAAAAAAUUUUCAAACAAAUAGCAAGUACAGUGCCUUUGUGCUACCAGUAGAAACAGCAGUUACUCUUUCCUCUGCAUCAACCAAAAAAAAAUCAUAGGUCAAAUAAUGAUAUGAUGUAUUCUACCAUCAUAAUUACCAGUAGAAACAGCAGUUACUCUUUCCUCUGCAUCAACCAAAAAAAAUAUCAUAGGUCAAAUAAUAUGAUGUAUGCCACCAUCAUAAUUUUUUUAAAAUGUUGUCUUUCUUGUGUAGCUAUCUCAGACCAGAAACAGCACAAGGAAUCUUUGUAAAUUUCAAGCGUCUUUUGGAUGCCAAUAAUGGAAGACUACCAUUUGCUGCAGCUCAGAUUGGACCUGCCUUCAGGAAUGAAAUUUCACCUCGAUCAGGUCUUCUAAGAGUGAGGUAAACUAAGAUGCAGUCAACUCUUUCUUAAUGGACCUUUCAUCAAACAGGCAUCUCAAUCCACAAAUGAACAACUUCUUUAGAGGAGCACCAAGGUAGACACCACCUAAUGUCCAAUUAAUGGAAAUCUCAUCCAUAAAAUGCCACAGUUCCUACUGUGUAAUUAUUAGAGAGGGUUGAUUAUAAUAAUCAUUUUAACUAUUACUUACAAUUUUAGUAGAUCUUAUUACUGACAAGAAACUGUAUAGUUCUAACAGCAACAUCUUGUCAUUCCAUAGUCGUUGCAACUCAAUGCACAUGAUAUUUCCAGGAAGUCUUUUCAAAUUUAUGAUGUUAUUCGUCUUAUGAUAACAUAUGCUUAUUCCCACUUUUUUUUAUUCAGAGAAUUCACUUUGGCUGAAAUAGAACAUUUUGUUGAUCCAACUGACAAGAGUCAUCCUAAAUUUGAAAAUGUGAGCUCCCAGAAGGUAACUCUGUACCCUUCAGAGAACCAGAUAGAAGGGAAACCACCCCUGAACAUUUCACUUGAGGAUGCAGUCAACCAGGUCAGUGGUCUUCUCUUCCUUAGACGUUUCUGUGAGAUCUUGACAUUAGGUUCCGGUCCACACUCCUUUUUUACGAUCCUAGCCCUUUAUCAAAUGUUUCAUUCUAGUCCACCAUGUGACAGUUGUCAGUUCUUUCACUACCAAUUUCUUGUUUCAUUUUGAAUUAAAAUAUUUUGGUUAGUUCAAACACUUUAUCAGAAACCUUACUUAAAAGAAUUUUCUUUCCAGAAAGACCUUAUGCAUAGAAGAAAAACAAAUGCGAAGGAUUCUUUCUCAGUUCUGCAGAUUAAAGUUGUAAGAACUAGAAUUGAUUGAUUAAAGUUGAAAUUGAAUGAAGAUUGAUAUUGAAUACCAGGUAAUUCAAAUUAGAUUACAUACUUGAGCUGUACUAACUUCAUUUGAAUGUUCUGGUCCUUGUCAUGGCCUUAUUACCUUAUUAACAGGAAAGUUAAGCACAAUAGAAAUUAUCAGGUCUUUCAAGGUUACCCACAGUGGUAUUUACUAUAGCUUCUUAAGUAAUGCACAAUGGAAUGCACCUUGUCUUCUUGUGUUUUGUUCUGUCAUGUAUUAAACUCUAUUAACUUAACCCUUUAAGUCAUAAUAAUAACCAACGGCAAUUUUCUCCUAAUGAUAUCCGUACAUAGUCAAGGGAUUAGGUCAUGACAAGUAGUAAAAUGACCACCAAAGAGAAAAUGCUUUGAUCUUUUAUCAAAUUCUCUCAACUUAUUCUUUGAGGAAAUGUAUGAGGAUCAGUUUGGAGAAUUUGUAUGUGGAUAUUGGGCUUAAAGGGUUAAUAGAGGCCCUGUUAGGGUAAAAUUCCAACAAGUAUGAUAGCCUUGAAACAGCGACAUAAGACAAGAUGAAAUGAUGACAAACGAUAUAAAGAUGGGUUAAAUACCGCCAUGUACAUGGCCUUCUCCUCAAAACGUGAAACGACCGCAUUUGAACUUUAGACUAGGGACCUGGAGGGCCUCUUGUUAGCCAUUUGGCUCUCAAACUCUUAACCAUUGCUUCAAUUUGUUUACUCUCUGACGACAGAAAAUCGUUAGUACCCAGACCAUGGGUUACUUUCUUGGCCGAGUGUACCUGUUCUUGUUAAAAGUUGGAGCUGACCCAAAGAAGAUUCGCUUUAGACAGCACAUGUUUAAUGAGAUGGCACAUUAUGCCUGCGACUGUUGGGAUGCAGAACUUCUUACCUCCUAUGUGAGUGUUAAUUUUGUUGUUGUUGUUUUUUUUUUGUUAACACUUUGCGCGUGUGAUCUUGUAAUUGCAUACGCAGCCAGCAUUCUGAAAGCGAUAACUUUUCGCAAAUAAUUCGAGAAGACCAUAAACCCACGUAAUUGCCCUUUGUGCCUGCGACUCGUCCAUAAAAGGAUAUCGCAAGUUGUGGGUAUAUUUAAAUGCUUCUUGCUGCAAAAAAAAAAAACGUUUAGAAAAGGAAAAGAAAGUUAAAGGAUUCUUUGGAAUUCUGUUUUAUCAUUAGAAUGCUUUUUAUCAACUUCAGAAAUCCUCGGUCUUUGGUGCAUUUGGCACAAAAGUUCUUAUUGGGAGAACUUUACGUAAUGCUACACAAUCCCUAACACAUCGCAUAUAGUCCAUGGCAAUCCAACACGUGCCCUUUUAUUGUGGGUGUCUUUAGUGUGCUUAGUCUUUUCGGUUUUUCGUAUGCUUCUUUUCGUGCCCCACCCCUCUGCCUGCAGCGUUGAAUUAGUUGACAACCAGGCACUUGCUGUUCUCACCUUCUUACCGACUUGGGCUGACUCCUCCAUAUCUUAUUAGUAGUACAGACAUUGUUUGCAAAAGGCACCAGUGAGAAUAAAUUACCAUAUUUACGUCCCCUCACGGAGAUAAGACCAGCCAUUUUAUGUGGUCAUCCACCGUUUGCAGAGCAAAGGCAUUACUUUCUUGCCCAGUUGCCUGAAGACCCAGAGUACUGGUCCAGCCAUGCAACCUGCCACUUUGAAGACCAGCGUCCCAUAAACUGAACUUACCCUUUCGUGGUUGCCAUGGUGAUGGAUAAAAAAUGAUUGCCUGUAUGUUUGUCUUUAUUACAGGGUUGGAUCGAAUGUGUAGGAUGUGCCGACAGAGCCUGUUAUGAUCUCUCAGUUCACACAAAAGCAGCCGGUGAACGUUUGGUCGCUCAAGUUGAUCUUCCUCAACCUGUAUCCUUCUAACCGUUUAGGUUGUAGACUGUUUCCAUUUUAAACCAAGGUUUUCUUGCUCUUUAAUGGUUGCAAUCCCCCAGUAAAACCAUGGACCCAUCACGUUGAGGCUGGUUUUACUAACCUGCGGAACAAGCGUUUCCGUGCGGUUUCGGAGCAAGGAACGGGAUUUUCGAUUUUGGCCGCGUGAAAACUUGAACGAGACACAAAGACCGCGCGAAAAAUGGGGCGAGUUAAAGAGCUCUUGUUCCAAUUUUCGCACGGCCAGAACCUUUCUUUCAUCUUAAGGCCGGUUCCACAGUUUUUCCGGUUUCACGGUGUUUCCGGUUUCACGGUGUUUCCGGUUCCACGGUGUUUCCGGUUUCACGGUGUUUCCGUACCAUGUGACUGUUAAGCUACAAAGCGCCUUUCUCUUUGCCUCCCUGUUCUCAUCCGCAAUUGCUGUAAAUCGUUCUUUUUUUCUGAUUGACUGUUCUUGUUUUGGCGCGAAAGAUAAGUCAGUUUAUAAACAACCUUCAAUCUAUCGUAUCAUAUCUAAAGGAUGGACGCUGAGGUCUGCCGAUGGUCUUCUGACUCAAUGCAAGCUUUGCAGAGCAUAUAAAAGGGUUUUAUAAUUAUGCGUUUGUAUUAGCCUUGAAUCAUAACUUUAAGGAAAUGGUGGACGUGGUAGAGAUCGUCCCUGAAAAGCCUACCAUUGGAAAAGCUUUCAAGAAAGAAGGAAAAAUUGUUAUGGACUAUCUGGCGCAGAGGGACAAGGAUAGCGUGAAAGAAUUUGAAGACAAACUUAAUGAAAAUGGGUGAGAGUAACUGAAUAAAAAGUUACCAUUCUCUAGACUUGAGAAUCUGACACAUUUGGGUACCGAAAGAGAAUUCAGAUUAGGAAAUGUGGGCGAUAUUUCUCUCUCUUUCUCUUUUGUGGUUUGCAGUUCGUUGCAAGUUUUUUUUUUUUAUUUCUCCGAGAACUUUUUCUCGCGGCGCCAUAGUGAGAAAUCCGUGCGAGCAAGGUACGCGCGCCAUGCAUGUUACCCGCUUGAGUAGCCAAUCAGAACACAGGAUUUGCUUAUCUUGUCCGCUUGCGGAACCAGCCAUUUAACAAUAAGCAAUAGAGAGGUUUUCGGUUAAAAGUCCUCAAACUUAAAUCCAAGAUUAUUAUAUCGGCCAAUUGAAAUAAACUUAAAUGCGGAGAUCACCAAUAAUUUAAAGCAAAACAUGUAUCUUGCACUGAAAAAACGUGUUGGAGCGAAUGAUAAUUAGUUUUAGGUUUUGUUCAAGUUACCGCUGAUUAAUAGAGAAACUGACGCGAGAUUGUUUAGCUUAUCGCAGGGCGUGGUGGAAAAAAAUCAAACAAUCAAGAAAUUGUUUUUUGGCAUAACGAAAAACCAUUCUAUAUUACUGUGGUUUAUGUCAUGUUUUCUUACUCAGAGAGGCAACCAUAACUGUAGACUCAAAAGAAUUCAUCAUUCAAAAGUCAAUGAUCAGGGAAAUCAAACGAUACCAAAAGGAAGUCCAUGGUAAGUGAUGGAUAACGGAAUAACGUCCUAAGUUUUAAUUAACCAUUAUUCCUCGAGCCCAAAUGGGCUCUGAGUCAAUAGCUCUUGAGGCUGACGGCCAAAUGGGCUACUGACUCAGAGGCCAUGAGGGCGAGAGGAAUAAUAGUUUUAGUAAAAUCCAACUAGUGCAUAUUAUGAAAACUUCUCUUUUGUCUUUAGACGUCCGGUGUAUAUUUGCGAAAAAAAAGUACCUUACCAAUUUUAUAGCCUAAAUUUCUAGGAGUAGUCUGAUUUUUUUCAAUUGUGAUCUCUUAGUCUGACUGUUCGUCAUUGCUAGAUCAUGUCUGUAAUCGAGUUGUAUAGUGGCUAACGAUAUGAAUAGAUGACCAACAGAAAAGGUUGCAAAAAAGUAAUAAAACGAUCGGCUGAGAGAAAAUGCUUUGAUCUUUUAUCAAAUUCUCUCAACUAAUUUUUUAAGGAAAUGCAUGGAAUUCAGUCUGGAGAAUUUUUAUGUGGAGGAAAUUUUUAUCAGCAAUGUUAUUGAGUUAUGUAUCCUUGUAUUUUCUUCAGUCCGUGACGUGGAACCUCACGUGAUAGAGCCUUCUUUUGGAGUGGGGAGAAUCAUGUACUCUGUCCUUGAACAUAACUUUCAAAUCAGAGAAGGAGACGAACAAAGAACGGUAUUGUUCUUUCUUUGCUUCUUACCCUCUCACAAUCUAGACCUUGUGUAUAUCUAUAGCCAGUGACACACGAUUUAACUUUUUUGAUCAACAAUAGUUGCAGCUCUUGUUGAACGGUGUAUCAUCCCAUGCUGAAUGUUACUAGCCUGAGUGGGAAGAGGAAGGGGGAAUCUGAGCGUGCGAGUGCGCGAGGGGCGCGCAAGGAUGGGAAAAAUAGUCCCCAUCCCUUCGUCUUUUAACGCGUACCACGCAGGCCAGGAUGUUACGAACGCCAUUCAACAUGUUGAAAGUUGCUGAACGACGAUAGAAAUAGGCUACUAUUUCAUGUAACGAGUUGCAACGACGCCUAGCCUACGACAGCCAGUCUUUAAAAAAAAUGGGUUUGUUUAUACAACUUUAAAAAGCUGCAACAUCUUUUGCUGUGUUAAACUAUCCUUGUUUCACUGGUUGCAACACAAGCAUUAGCAAGGGCAACAUACCCAGUCACAGUAAGCAGCGUGUGAGAAUGAAGAAGGGGUAUCUUGGAUAGAAGGUGUAAGAAUAGGCUGGGGUGGGGUGAGGUGGAGGGCUGAACGGACACUCAAGUAACCCCUCCCCCCCGUCCCCUGGACAGGCCAGAGACUAUCAAUCCGCAUCAUUUUUUUUUUCGGGGGAAGGGGGGGAGGAUUGGGGGUAACUUCUUAACAAGAAGCAAAUUAUAUUUAAGCAGUUUGAACAUGAAUUAUUGAGGGGAAGUAACUGAUUAAAAGGUUUUGUUUGUCUUGUUUAGUGGCUGUCUUUGCCGCCUGCAGUCGCUCCAGUCAAAUGUUCUGUUCUUCCACUCAGCAAAAACAAGGAAUUUGUUCAAUUUGUCAAGAAACUGUGUAAGUAAUCCCGUCUUUCGUUUCAAAUUUGAUUUAGUAAAUCUAGAUGCAUUUCCAGUAAUAUGAAGAUUCUUAAGGUUUGAGUCUACUUUUGCGGGAAAUGAUCAUCGCGCAAGUGCUAAGUCCAAGUAAUAGCUCUUAGUCUUGAGUUGUCUUUUAGGGCUUUGAUUGAGGAGUGGAGUACUGGGGAUUAGAACCCAUGCUCCCCUCCUCAGACCCCUCCUAAUUUUACUUUUCGGGUGGAGAGAAGCGACAACCGGAAAUACGUCUGCGUUCGAAGGCUACUAAAAAAAACCCAUCUUCAUUUCUAUUCUUUGUUCAUAUGAAGUUGUUGUCCGAAGGGGAUAACAGGAUUUUUUUAUUGCCAAUAAAGUUUUUAAGUUACCCCUUUUCAAUUCGAAGAAAGAGAAAUUUCAUGCGUUUUUUAAAGGUUUUCUCGUAGUUGUGUUUCACAGUUUUGCAUGGUAAACUGUUUGUUCAAGAAAUUAAAUUUUGUGAAUUCUUUGCGUCGUGGUCUUAGCUCUCAUUUCAAUUUUCUGUCUCCUUUCUCCUUUUUUUCUUCCCCAUUUCUUCAACACAGCAACCUCUCUAACAGAGCUAGAUAUUUCCCACAAAGUGGACGAUUCAAGUGGAUCGAUCGGCCGCCGUUACGCGCGUACGGAUGAGAUUGCCAUUCCAUUUGGCAUCACAGUGGACUUUGAUACUGUAAACAAAGAGCCACACAGUGCCACUCUACGAGAAAGAAACUCUACUCGUCAAAUACGCGCCGAGGUAAACGAUUAUUGCUUAGUUUCAAACCAACAAAGGCUGGGUACGAGUCGGGUUAUUAUGGGAUAAACAACACGAGACCCAUGUAGUCAGAAAGAGCACAUUUGAGGUUAGCAAUAUUCUCAAGUCUGGUAUUUAUCAGGCUUAUAUUGAACGAGAUACAGCCAUUCAAAAACUACAAAAUUUAUUAAGAAAUGUAUAGACGUCCGGACGGUGUGUCCUCUAAUCCAUACAUCUUUUAUUGAUUUUCAAGUUUUUAAAUAGCUGUUAAAUUUUGGCCCGAAUGCGAUUGAUACCAAAUUUAAAAAUUUUCCUAAUCUCAAUGGGCUCUUACUUACUAUGUGGGUCUCGUGUUAUUAUCCCAUAAUAAGCCGACUCGUACCCAGCCCUCCUUGGAUCGAAACUAGGCAAUUAACUUACAUUGUCUUGGCAAUACACAACUGUUUAACAUUUUUCGCUCGGGAAAGUUCAACCAUAAUCAAUGCCAGGGAUUUGAAAGCAGUGGGUAGCAGCUUUCGCUGAUUCAAAGUCUACCGUCUGACCGUUUUUCUGCGUUUUGCUUUGUUUUUUGUUGUUGUUUUUUGUUGUUGUUGUUGUUUACAAACGUCUGCUGACGCCGUUUCUUUCGCUUCAAAAUCUCAGGUGUAACUAACUUGAGUAUUUUGUUUCGUUGCGGAAACUUAUAAUAACAAUAAUAAUAAGCAAAAGGAAUUGUAUUUUGUUUUUGUUUAGAUUGAGGAGCUUCCGUCUAUAGUCAACAGCCUUGUCCGCGGCAAAGUCACGUGGCCGGAAGUAGAGGCCAAAUAUGGUCUUUUCGAAGGACAGGAGACUGGUGCUAAGUAGGCUGGUCAAAUAUAACUGCAAUGAAACAAUAUCGUAGCUACUUAGCUACUUAACAAAUGAACUGUCACAACCCAAGCUGAGGAGAAAAAGUAUCAUUUAGGUAAAAAAAAAUUCAAGAAACUGAAAAACGAGCACAGUAAGAAUAAAUUGUAAGGACAGUUGCUUAGCAACUGCAAUGACGCACACAUUUUUCUUGCCUAGGGCCAAAACUGAUGAAGAGGAAAAGGAUCGGAUUUUUGCCAUUCUCGCAUAAAAACCGCCGGAAUGUAGCCUUCGUAGCUGGGACACGGCUGGAUUAGAGUGCGCAAGUGCCCCACCCCACCUUUCUGGCGGCCAAUUCUUCUUGCUGCUUUACAGCCAAAUUCAUUCCAAGGAUGCUUGUGUGGUCGUUGUUUUGUCAACAGUCACAGAUACUUACGCUGACUUCACCUGUUGAUAUUAAUGUGUUAACCAGAAGUGCAUUGGUUCUUACCACAAAAGAUUCUUUGUUUCAUUCGAUUCAAAUUCGAAUACCAAAAACAAUGUUUGUAAACAGUCUCCUCUACCACCAGCUACGGAGGCUGCCGGAAAUUCUAAUACUCGAUUGGUUUUCUUCCUUAGAAUUCGCUUUUAAGUCUGUACCUUUUUUUAACAGUAUGGCAAGAAUUCCUGUGAUAGUGCCC
This is a messenger RNA of Porites lobata, 14764 nucleotides long. The record is from the annotation of a GenBank genome assembly. Lineage: Eukaryota; Metazoa; Cnidaria; Anthozoa; Scleractinia; Poritidae.